AUGGCUCAAGCCCCGCCCACGUUCACGCCAGAUACAGAGUUUGCCGACUUUGAUACACCUCGCGAUCCCAGAGCCGGCAGUCUGUCGGUGACUGCUCUGGCUCGGUUCGAGUUUGAGGCAGGAAAGGGAAAUGAGGGUACCAAGAUCCUAAUGGUGGAAUGGGAGGACGACGACAUCACUCGAUCAACCGCCGAGGGGUCCUGGCAUGUCUCCUGGGCGGGGAAACCAACGGUUCUUCCAGCUGAUGAAAGACCGAGCGAGAGCACACGCCGGUUCUACUUUCUUUUACCGCCAAAUGUCACAAUCCCACCGGUUGUCACCUUAGCAUACGAAUUUUCUAGCGUGUCGAAGACCCACGAUGAACACUCUCUGCCGUCAUCGAAGCGUGACGUGUUUCAGCUGAAUCCGCUUCCUGCUAUUUUCCCACCGGAGUUGGGUGCAACGGGCCGCGCUGCGGGCAAGAAGGGCGUUCUUCACACAAUUUGGGCCAAAAAGCGACUACGGGUGCUGGAGAAGGAGAUUCAAGAGGAAUCAGCAACAAAUGCCGAGGGAGUUGCCCUGCAUAUGGCUGUGCAAGAAAAAGAAUGGAUCGAAGGCAACUUUGGUCUAAGUCCACAUGGAACCGAUAACAGCCAUGACGCUUCUAACUCGUUAUCCGUGUACCCUGCUGGGCCUGCCACACCAGUGUCGCCCGUCAGUGGAAGGAAGCUGAUGGAUAAAUUGAAGGGACUGAAGCUACAGACCAGUGAGAAGGACCUUUCGGCUAAAGAUGAUUCCAACAACGCGCAUCUUCUGUCGCCCCAAUCGCCUGAUGUCGCAGUGUCCUCAUUCAGCUCUUUCCGCAGUUUAUCGAAUCGGGCUCCCAACUCAAUGCUCACCCCAGAUACAAAUUUCACGCCCACUCCAAACCUUCAGGCAAGUCCAGCCGGUCUCGACUCGCUGAGACCUGUUGCAUUCCACCCGCCAAACUUCAUUCAGGAGGCUCAGCAAUCGAGCGAGCUUGCGGGCUUCGCUGCGAUCAGCUCGACGCCUGCCCUCGCACAAGUGUCUGGCGGUGACUCCGGCGACGACUUAUUUGCCAAGGCACUGAGCCCACGCUCUCCAGACCUUCCUCGCAGCCCGUUCUCGCUUGCAUGA
Penicillium diatomitis is the source of this 1137-nucleotide messenger RNA. RefSeq lists its product as uncharacterized. The transcript is spliced from 2 exons. Bases 1 to 1137 code for a protein of 378 amino acids. The record is from RefSeq and is a predicted model, not a curated record. Lineage: Eukaryota; Fungi; Ascomycota; Eurotiomycetes; Eurotiales; Aspergillaceae.